Messenger RNA from Canariomyces notabilis, 1534 nucleotides. Its product is annotated as heme oxygenase-like protein. The coding region runs from base 391 to 1401 and encodes 336 amino acids. Lineage: Eukaryota; Fungi; Ascomycota; Sordariomycetes; Sordariales; Chaetomiaceae. Gene Ontology annotation, biological process: heme oxidation. Gene Ontology annotation, molecular function: heme oxygenase (decyclizing) activity. The transcript has a single exon. The record is from RefSeq and is a predicted model, not a curated record.
CAUUGUCUCCCACGACUUGCAUCAUAAAAACAGGCCAUCUGCGACUUUUGACAAUGGACCCCACAUGGAACUACCUACGGUAGGCUGUUCACUUCUCCGACUUCAAUACACCAUUUUGUUCCUAAGCUUCUUUAUCCUCUAUGCCCUCUCAUAGUCACAGGUGCCAAUCUCAAUAAAUCAGCAGUUCGCCUCGCUCGAGGAAUGGAAAUAUCCGGCUUUUAGACUAGAGAGCCUUCUACAUUCUUAAACCGGACGGUUCUGAUAACAGAGGAUCAUAGUUGCGCAACACCAAGAUAGUGUAUCGCCCAUUGCUUACCCUACCGAGCCUACCAGGUCUCAAACCACGCUCAGCCCAGCCCACACGGUUUCUUUCCACGAUUUCCUGCCAUUAUGCCGUGGCCAUUUUCUUCAUGGAGCUCGGCAAAGAGGCAACCUGCCGUGGAUUCCCUAGAGGGUACACCACCCCCUGCGCCGGAGACCCGUGGACUAGGGGAUAGCAUCAACGUUGCCACUCGGGUUGCCCAUUCGAGACUGAACAGGAAGAUUCUGCAGUUUCUUCCCUUCGCAUUGCCUCCCCACGCCGGCAACCCUUCGGUCUAUGUCUCUGGAAUGAUCCACAUCUUGCAAUUAUACCUAGAAUUCGAGUCACUGUGGAAUGAUAUUCUUGAAGGGCAUCAGCACAUCAACGAUAAGGGGUCAUGCUACCCCAAAGCCAAGAAGUCCGACGAGUCUCACACACGAACGACAUCCAGCACUGGCGGUGGGCGAGUCCAUGAUGUCCUCAGCAAACUGCGCCUUCCACUCCUCAUGCGCUCCGAAAGCCUCUGUCUUGACAUCCUCUCCAUAACCGGGUGGUCAGUCGACACUCUCGAUAAGGUAUCCGGAGCCGUGUCCCAGACCGGCGUCCUUGCCGAGUUUAUCCCGCACCUGCAGGAAUCCAUCACAAACCACCCGCACGUCUUGGUCGCGUACGCGUGGAUAUUCUACAUGGCUCUCUUUUCGGGCGGCCGCUUCAUCCGAGCUGCUCUGGAAGCGGCAGGGCCGGGCUUCUGGGGCGCGCCGUCCGACCCGGUGCAGCCCUGUAGCCGGGUAUGCGUCGAGCCCGUCCCCGUCCAGAAACUCCUCGACCAAUGCGGUAAAUAUGCCAAGUUGGAAUCCGAGCCGGCAACAGCAGGCAGAGAUGCCGCUUCUGAGAAGCGGGCCACUGCACCCCUUGAGUUCUUCCGCUUUGCGACGCCCGAAGAUGGGGAAGAUCUCAAGACUGAAUUCAAGGCGCGUGUGAGAGAGUGCGAGCGUGUCCUCACGCCGACAGAGAAGGACCAGAUUAUCCAGGAGGCAGUGCGCAUCUUUGGGUCCAUGAACGACCUUGUUGAUGAUCUUGAUGGCAUCUUGAGGUUCUGAGCAUUCCCAGCAUUAGCAUAGAUAGCAUUAACAUGGAACUUUUUAUAAGAAUGAAGAAGGCCGCAGGCAAUGCUCAGUUCCAGAUAUUCGGCUCAGCCUGUUUGAGGUACCAGUUCCGAGCUAACAACCUUGC